Myiozetetes cayanensis is the source of this 2496-nucleotide messenger RNA. It is a transcript of the gene BUD23, whose product is annotated as BUD23 rRNA methyltransferase and ribosome maturation factor. Lineage: Eukaryota; Metazoa; Chordata; Aves; Passeriformes; Tyrannidae. The coding region runs from base 176 to 1021 and encodes 281 amino acids. Gene Ontology annotation, cellular component: nucleolus. Gene Ontology annotation, molecular function: rRNA (guanine) methyltransferase activity. The transcript is spliced from 12 exons. Gene Ontology annotation, biological process: rRNA (guanine-N7)-methylation. The record is from RefSeq and is a predicted model, not a curated record.
CACUCGGAGGCGUGGCCGGCGGGACGGUGACGUCACGCUGGAUGAGCAUCUACGGUGUGACGUCACGAAAAACAAUCCCGACUAUGCGAUGACGUCACGCGGAGGCACGAUCGUCGGGCCGUGACGUCACGCGGUGGCGGCGCGGCGCGCGGCAGUGACGUCAGGCGGCGGCAGCAUGGCGGGCAGCGGGCGCCGGCCCGAGCACCGCGGGCCGCCCGAGCUGUUCUACGACGAGGCCGAGGCGCGCAAGUACACGCAGAACUCCCGCGUGGUGGAGAUCCAGUCGCAGAUGUCGGAGCGCGCCGUGGAGCUGCUGGGGCUGCCCGAGGACCGGCCGUGCCUCCUGCUGGACGUGGGCUGCGGGUCAGGGCUGAGCGGGGAUUACAUCUCUGAGGAGGGCCACUACUGGAUUGGCAUGGACAUCAGCCCUGCCAUGCUGGAUGUGGCUGUGGAGAGGGAGGUGGAAGGAGACCUGCUCCUGGCAGACGUAGGUCACGGCAUUCCCUUCAGGCCUGGCAUGUUUGACGGCUGUAUCAGUAUUUCUGCAGUGCAGUGGCUCUGUAACGCUGACAAGAAAUCACACAGCCCCCCAAAACGCCUCUACAGAUUCUUCUCCACUCUUUACACUGCCCUGGCCCGAGGAUCCCGAGCUGUGCUGCAGCUGUACCCCGAGAACUCAGAGCAGCUGGAGCUCAUCACAGCCCAAGCCAUGAGAGCUGGAUUUACUGGGGGAAUGGUGGUCGAUUACCCCAACAGUGCCAAAGCCAAGAAGUUCUUCCUUUGUCUCUUUGUUGGGGCAUCUGGCACGUUACCAAAGGGUCUUGGUACCGAGUGUGCCGAUGAAGAGCUGCACCAGGCAAAGUUCACCAACGAGAGGACACGGUUCAAAAACAUCAAGGGCAAGUCUGUGAAGAAAAGCCGGGACUGGAUCUUGGAGAAGAAGGAGCGUAGACGACGGCAGGGCAAGGAGGUGCGAGCAGACACGAAAUACACAGGUCGGAAGCGCCGCCCUCGCUUCUGAAUUGCUCUGGACUCUGCAGCUGGGGAAGCGUGGUGUGUGGGUGCCUCCAGCGAGCCUCCUGUGGAUGGCACAGAUGGGCAUCCCACACCUUAGACUUGCUGGGACAGGCCAUUGUGGCUCUUGAUGGUGUAAACUGGCUCAGGUGCUGCCCAACAGCCAACUGCAAAGCUUCCAGCCCUGCUUGCCUGCUGAAGGUGGAGUGGCAGACAGUGCUCUGGCCACUUGGGUGUCUGCAGUGCUGGCACUUACCUUCCUGAGUACAGCGAGCCAGCUGAGCUCUGGGUGAGCCAGGACAUGAUAUCCAGCCUCCUCACUAAAGAGUCAACAAGUUGGAAGUGUUUGCUGGUCUCCUGUGUCCUGCUUCCAUGGUGGGGAGUACUGAGGGGGUAAUAUGGCACCUAGUUCCCUGCCAGCUUCCCCUCUGUGUGCAGGUGGGAAGUCAGGCACUGUAAAGCUGUGGAUCCCAUGAGGGCAAAGCUGCCUCCUGGCAGAAAUGUUAUUCCUGGGGGCAUUGCUCCUGAGGAUGCUUGGUAUCCUGUUUGCUUUAGUGCUCCCAUGGUACUGGGGCUGGCUGUACCCCUUCCCCUGAAACAGAGAGGUGCCAGCCAGGGCUUUACAGUUACAAAUGUUUAUUCUACAUAAAAAUUCCACAAAAUGGGAAGCUGUUUUGCACCCAAAGCUUUGGGAGAAGAAAGGGAGGCUAGCAGGGAGGGAAAAGGGGGGAGGAAAAAAGAGGCAACAUACAGUGUCAUCCAGCCCAGUGAGACAGAGCAAGCCAGGGUCAAGAUCCACAUAGAAAACAAGGACACUUAGCUCACAGUACAGCAACAGUACAACUCCACGGGGGGCUCGGAAAGCCUUCAAGUACAUUAAUUACAAAAAAAACCAAUCCCCAGUUCGAGUGCAAGCUGUGCGUGCCCCACACUGCUCGUGGAAUACUGCAUCGACACGCUCCCGGCGCGGGGAGGGCAGGUGGCACUUGGAACAGAGGUGGUGGAACCCAAAGGACAAGCGGGCGGAGGUUUUGAGGGGGAGGGGGGGGCUGGAAAAGAAAAAAGUGAAAUGUCUUCCCAAAGCACAACCACACUUGGUGAUUUGGUCUGUACAUGCAACGACAGGUAGGUAAAAAGGAACUGAACGGGGCUUCCCGUAGUGCAGGGGUAAUUAUUGCACCAAAACACCCUCCCCUCACAGCGAGGACAGUGUGAGCCUGCCUGUGGGGCAGCAGUGGCAGCCUGCUCCUCGCCUCGGAGCCUGGCAGUGCCACGGCCUGCAGGAUCCCAGCAAAGCGCCAGCGGCCCCGACUGGCCCCGCCCGGCUCCUGCUGCUGGGGGGCUGCUGGCAGUGGUGGUGCCGACAAGGAAGGAGCAAGGGCCAGAAUUCCCCUUGUGCCUUGACGGGGGUGCCACAGCCCUGAUGUCAGGUGAGCAUGUGCCACAAAAGCCGCUGCUUGGAAGAAAAAAAAAAAAAAUAAG